Messenger RNA from Metarhizium robertsii ARSEF 23, 858 nucleotides. Its product is annotated as bZIP transcription factor. Lineage: Eukaryota; Fungi; Ascomycota; Sordariomycetes; Hypocreales; Clavicipitaceae. The transcript has 2 exons. The coding region runs from base 1 to 858 and encodes 285 amino acids. The record is from RefSeq and is a predicted model, not a curated record.
AUGUCAACACCGACCUCCAAUGCAUCUGAUUCUGGAACCAGAACAGCCAAGACUUCAAGAACAGCAUCGAAUCUGAACUCUGCUCAGCUUGAGCGGAAGCGAGCCAACGACCGCGAGUCUCAGAGGGCCAUUCGAGCAAGGACCAAACAACAUAUCGCUCGCCUAGAGCACGAGGUUCGCCGCCUCCGAAGUAGGGAUUUCAACAGAGAAUUCCAGCAUUUAUUACGAUGUAAUGAGGCUUUGGAGACCGAAUUGCGACAGUUCCGUGCGUCUGCCGCUGUCAGCUGUCACAGGCCUCCUGCAUGCGCUCCCCGAGGAAUGAUGAUACCGGAUGCCUCGUUGACGAGCAAACAAGAGGCAGAUUACAGUUCCCGGAAUGACACAAAUUAUAGCCCCCCGCGUUCAGUCCCGGGCCAGCAUAAUUCAGGCCAAGUCCAACACGGGGAGCAAUACCAGCACCCAUCAUUGACAUAUCUCAACGUCCCGCGUAGUGCUGCAUGGGCGCCGCAACUUGCGACAUCAGCGUCCACGGGCUGUUCGAGCGUUUCGUCCAUAGGGACGACCCCGGCAUCAUAUAUUCCGGUGGGAAAUGCCACUGAGGGUGCUCUGACGCCCAUUCCAGCUCCGGUUGCGGACUUGGGAGCCGUUGAGUUUGGGAAUGAGGCAUCCCAUGAUGCAUUGCAGUUACGACGAGACAAAGGUAUACCCUUGGCACAGAGCGGAUGCCCCAAUCAAGAGUAUUCGGAUGGACCAUUUCCUUUGACCACAAACGCUGAAAUGUCGCUGGGACCGGCUUAUGCAGGCUCGACGCAGCCACCUAUGCAAGGGUCCAUGUACUUGGCUGGUUAUGGGAGUUGA